AUGACAGACAACAGCAGCCAUGUGCUCUUUGUCCUUUGCAGAACGAGAAGCCUAGAGCCCCCGACCCCAAAACGAGCCUUCGCUCGCACACUGGGACCUCGGGAUCAAACACCCAGACCCGCUCACGGCGGCGGGGGAGGGGGAGAAAACCCCACGCAGGAAGCGUGUCCUGAGCUCCGCUCCCCGCCCCCAGCGCCGGGACCUUGCGCCGGGCCAGCCGGUACCUGCCCUCCGCCCUCAACAGGCAAGAAGCAGCCGCGUCCACAUGGCUUCAGGUGUUCACAUGGCAAUAAACGGGCCCCCGGCCCUCCCGCGGCAGAGGCGCGCUCCGACGACCGGGCGCCUCAGCGCCGCUCCCGCCCUCCUGCCCGCCCGGCCCCUCCCCAAGGCCGGCCCUCCGCCCGACGGCCUCGCCCCCAGCCCGCCGCGAAGCGGCGAGUGCCGCGACCCCCGGGGCUGCCAGGGGCCCCGGGGCGGGCGGCGCUGACCCCGCCGACCCCUGGGCGCCGCCCGCUCACAUCCGCCGUGUUUGCACCAGAGGCCAAUGGGGACCAGAAUGUCACUGAUUCCACUACCAUCUGUCAGCACGGAUUGAUUGAGGGGACUGGCCCUGCUCGGCAGAUCAGUGACUUGUGUGAAGUGAGCCGGGGUGUCGGUGCCUUCAGCGGCAGGCAGAUGUCCUUCCUCUCACUCACUGGCUCUCUUCAGUACACAUACAGCCCUCACCUUUAUCCUUCAAUGGGCCCCAGCUCUCCUUCCUCUUGGGAGGGGCCUCCUGCUAACUCUAUCCCACCAAAAAGGAGGCCUGGAAUUCCUGCUCACAGUCCUCUAGGAGACAGCUUAAAACAGCCUCUGGUUAAGAGAGUAGGGAACCCCACUGCGGAGCCCAUCCCAAGCCAGGCACUUUCCCCAUGCAGAGCACCAACAGCAGGGGUGGCUAGAACCUCUGUGGGCAUACCUUCAUUCCACACAGAGCACCUGCUGUGUGCUAGGCUGUAAGCCCUGAUGAUGGCUAAGUCAUGUGGGGACAGCCACCUGCAGUUCCCAGGAGGGCUGUGCCCAGCACAGGGCUCCAGGAACGAGAGAUGAGGCUGCGGAGGUGGGCAGGGGUGGGAUCCUGCAGGGCCUUGUAACUGUGCCAUACUUGGCAUGAGUUUGUUUCACAGGGUCUCACAGUGACCUCUGCUCAGAUUUGCCCUUCAACCCUGCACUCCACCUGACUCCUCCAGGAUCCAAGUUGUGGCUCCCUCCUCAGCUCCCACUGGUCACACUGGGCUGUUUGUGACUGUAUUUGUCUUUCCCUCAGGACUCUGAGCAUUUGCAGGGCAAACACCUCUGCUUCAGCAUCCUGCAUAGGGUGAGGCACCAUAACCAUAAAAAUGGUAAUGUUAAUAAUGACAGUACAGCCCAGAGGAGUCCAAGCUCACUGGCAACAGACACCAUGUGUUUGCAACAACAUGAUGAGGUUGGUACUGUUACUGGUACCCACUUUACAAAUGGGGCCGCUAAGGCUCAGAGAGUUUUAAGAAUUUGUCCCAAGUCACACAGCUUAGAAAAGACCAAGCUGGGAUUUGAACCCAGGUCUUUAGGGGUUGUACUCUUAACCAGCAAGUUUCCCAGCCCUUGGUAAACACUGGAAAGAUGGAUGGACACAGACAGGUGGUGGGUCCCAAAGUCUACAGGAGAAUAGUGAAAGGAAUGUGAGGGGACAGCAGGGUUGGCACCAGCCUCUCCCCACAAGUCGCAUGUUAAAGCCUUGGACACUGGGCAGUUUGCAAGUGUUGGACCCUCAGACCCCAUGCCUGGAAGACCUUGGCCUGCCCAGCAAGCGGCAGUGACUGUGCGCCUGUGCACUUGUCUUCCCGCAGGUGAGCAGAGAGAACACCAGAGGAGACGCAGCUGAGCCACUUCAGGCCCCUGCACCCUGGCCACACAGAUCACCCUUCAGGCCUCAACACUCCUGCCACUAGUGGCUUGAGUCUCCCUGGGCAGCCCCUGGCAUGGAGGCCCAGCACAGGUCACUGAGCUGGGGGCCCAGCCUAGUCUCACUGAUGUAUGUCCCUUAGCAAAUCACUCGAUGGCUCUGAGUCUCAAUUUCUUCAUCUGGAAAUUGGAAUGGGUGAGAGGAGGGACUGAGUGGUCCACCAGCCUCCAGGAAAUCAGGUCCCUUACCAUUCACUCCUCCCAAUAACCUUCUGAGGCGGGGAUUGUCAUCUUCAUUGUACAGAGAAAGAAAUGGACAAAGAGAGGCCAAGAAACUUGCCAGAGGUCACACAGCUAGCAAGCUGCAGAGCUGGUCUGAACUCAGCCUUCUGGCCCCGGAGCUCCCGCUGAGUCACUUAAAGCACUACAAAGUGUUAAAGCUAAGAUGAAAUGAUCUAACAAUAGUAGGGACAAAGGCGUGUUCUAAGCACUUCACUUGCAUUAACUUGCUUAAUCCUUACAACAGCCCUAUGAGGUGGCUACUAUUUUUAGCUCAUUCUGCAGAUGAGGAAACUGAGCCACAGAGCAGCUAGGCAGAGUUGGAAUCUGGACCCAGGUGGGUCGGGCUGCAGAGCCCCUGCAUCGCUUUAUCAUUAAACAACAGUAGGGAGGUUCCUCUCCAUUGGGAUUAUUUCUGCUUGAAAGCUCAAGACUUUUAGCCCCAUCACUGUUGGGCUCCACAGGAAGGCAGUGCUGCAUGCUGAGGCAUGCUGGGAAAAGACUUUGUUCCAUCCUGUUUUGUUGACAUGCUCGUCAUUUUAAGCCUGAAACCCAAGCUUCCUGCAAAGAAUUCAAACCGUGGAGAAAAACGCGGCCAUGAUACAGCCACUACUUCCUGAGCCUCCAGCGUUCCUUGAGCUUGGGGCUCCAUGUGUGUCCUCAAACUUAACCUUCACAACACGUAAGUAACCCCCGCUUCCCAGCUGAAGAAGCUGAAGCCCAGAAUUGCUAACAAGAUGCCUAAAGGCACACAGCUGCUAAGUAGUAGAUCCGGGACUCGUCACCAGGUACUUCUUGAGAAUCCUGGCUCUUAACCACAUCAGCUACACCCCCGUGGGUGCGCAGAGAUGGGUCUUGUUUGCAGGGCUUGGAUGGAAAUGCUUCUGCUCAUCUUCUGCCUCAGGCUGGUCCCUCAGCGUCACAAUUCCUGGGCCACAGGGAAGGCACUAGGACACAGGUGUGAGAAAUGCAGACAUAAAUGUUCCCUCCACUCCAUCUAUCCCUCCAGUGACUCAGAAAUGGCUGCCCUGCCACCUAGGUGAUUGUCUUCUGGAAGCAGUCAUGCCCUGUGAGGUUCCUCACCACUGCCCUGCGUCUGCCCUGCAUCUCCCCAGGAGCUCACAGGAUAACUCCAAGUCACAUCUGUGGUUCCGGGGAAACAGAAAGCAGCAGAGUCAAUGGAUUCUCCAACUCCCAACUGGUCCUCCUGACUGCAGCCUCUUUUCCUGGCCCACCCAUCCCUGCAGCAAACUCAUUACUGUUACCGGAAGCAACCUUACUCCCCCUGGCUCAAAGGUUGUCGGUCCCAAGUAGCUUCAGAAUUCAAAUCAAUUCUCAUCCACCUGGAACGCAAAGCCCUUGUCUGGCUCCAGCCCCUUCCAGCCUUUCCUCACAUGUCCCAUUAUUCCUGUUUGCCAAACCAAAUGAGUUGUGUUCCCACCAUGUGCCUGUCUGCUACCCAAGGCAGGAAGCCCUUCCCUCUCCCCUACAGAAUGAAGUUACACCCUCUUUCAAGUCUUAACUCAAAUGCCACCACCUCCACAAAGCAUACCUUAAUACUCAUCAUAAAUUCAUUCAACAAACAUUGAGACCAAGGGUCCCUGUUGUUAUGGAGCUUUCAGUCCCAUGGGACCAUUAGGGAGAACAAGUCAUCACAUAAAUAAUCAUUUGGUAACAACCAUGAUACACAUUAGUAAGCAUGGCAGGAGCACAGAGGGUAUAUAAUGGGACCCCGGGUCUUGGGGAUCCAGGACAUUUGAGCUGAGACCUGAAGGACAGAUAGGAAGUAGCCAUGUGAUGAGGUUGGGAGAGAGCUCCAGGCAGCAGGCACAGCAUGGGCAAGUGCCCUAAGGCAGGAGGGAGCAAGCAGAUUUCCAGGAAGAAAAAGGAGGCCAGUGCAAUUCAAAAGAAAUGGGUAAGCUGGAGAUGCAGCUGGAGCAGGACAGCACAGACCAUGAAAGGCUUGGGGACUUUAUCCCAAAGGCAAGAGACGGAGCCGCUGAAGGAUUCCGAGCAGAGGAAAUAGUCAAUGUUCAUUUAGAAACGAUCCUGCCAACUACCCUAUGGCUGAGCAUCUUCUGAAAAGCCCAGGCUUUGUGUCCAGCCACCUCGAAGCUUAGACGUCUGGUCAUUUAGGGGUAGAGUUUUUGCUCUCGAGGGCAGGGCUGACCUCUGAUUCUCCUGCAUCAUCCUCACCACACGGAGCUGCUCCAAAAACAUUUGUGGAACGAACGGAUAAGACAAGACACUUACCAGCAUUUCCCCCGGAAGGGGCCAGGCUGCCAGAGGGGCCUUCCAUGUUCUCUG
Molecule: messenger RNA, 4509 nt
Organism: Camelus dromedarius (Arabian camel)
Lineage: Eukaryota; Metazoa; Chordata; Mammalia; Artiodactyla; Camelidae
Product: nascent polypeptide-associated complex subunit alpha, muscle-specific form-like
Source: RefSeq, a predicted model, not a curated record